Messenger RNA from Vigna angularis (adzuki bean), 1254 nucleotides. Its product is annotated as WAT1-related protein At3g30340. The record is from RefSeq and is a predicted model, not a curated record. The coding region runs from base 69 to 1136 and encodes 355 amino acids. Gene Ontology annotation, molecular function: transmembrane transporter activity. NCBI's taxonomy places the organism in Eukaryota, Viridiplantae, Streptophyta, Magnoliopsida, Fabales, Fabaceae. Gene Ontology annotation, cellular component: plasma membrane. The transcript is spliced from 6 exons.
UAUUUUCUGAGAAAUAUAUACAAAAGGGAGGCCCCACUCGACCUGCCCCCAGAAACUGCAUUGCUGAAAUGAAGAAUUGCGAUGAAUGGAAACCUUUCCUAGCAAUGAUAGCUAUUGAUUUUUCUUUAACCAUGGUGAACAUCCUUCUCAAGCAAGUCCUCCAAAAAGGAAUGAACCAUUUGGUUUUUGUCACAUAUCGCCUGUCAGUUUCUACUAUAUUUUUAGCCCCCAUCAGCUACUUUAAGGAAAGAAAUAGAAGACCACGGCUCACAUUUCAAAUUUUAUGCUACCUUUUCUUCAGUGCCAUUAUUGGGGCAUCCGUCACACAAUACUUCUUCCUUUUGGGGAUCCAAUACACCUCAGCCACAUUUGCCUGUGCAUUUGUCAAUAUGGUGCCGGUGAUAACCUUCAUCAUGGCAUUGCCAUUUGGGCUAGAAACAGUGAACAUUAAAUGCUUGGGUGGGAAAGCGAAGAUUCUGGGCACAUUUGUGUGUGUAGGAGGGGCAUUAGUGUUGACACUUUACAGAGGAAAACCCUUGUUUGAUGUGUCUCACUAUAAAGCAACGGUUCCUCCGGUAGCCAUGAGAUCUGAAGGUGGUUCUAGUGGUAGAACAGCACAGAAAUGGAGCAUUGGUGUAAUAGCUUUGAUGAUGGGAACCCUGUUUUGGUCUUUUUGGUUUAUUCUACAGUCAAAGAUAGGGAAGAGGUAUCCUUGCCAGUAUUCUAGCACAGCCAUCAUGACCUUCUUUGGAGCCAUGCAAGCAGCUAUUCUUGGUUUGUCCACUGGCACCAACUUCUCCUCCUGGAUUCUCAAGGAUAAGAUGCAAAUAAUCACUGUUCUUUAUUCUGGGAUAGUUGGGUCAAGUAUGUGCUACGUGGGGAUGUCAUGGUGCGUGAAGAAGAGGGGUCCAGUCUUUACAGCAGCAUUCAGCCCUCUGGUUCAGAUAAUGUCGGGCAUGAUUGAUAUCCCAGUCUUGCACGAGCAGCUUCAUCUUGGAAGUGUGGUGGGCUCCGUCUUGGUCAUGAUCGGCUUGUACAUUCUCCUUUGGGGCAAAACCAAGGACAUAAUGCAGAAUACUGCCACUAAGUUGCUCCAAGAAACUCAGCAAACCAAGGAACAAGAACCACAAGUAUAAUUACGUCUGUGUCUAUAUAUAUAUAUAUAUUGUUGCUGUAAUCUCUCACGUAUAUGCUGCCACGCAAUGAAUCAAGUGGCACUACUUUAUGUUUAUCACUUCGGAUAAUUUCAACCAU